AUGGCCCACAAGCCAAAAAGGGACCCACCGGUCCUCCUCCCCCCUGGGGAGCUCGCUGGCCAGCACCGCACAGGGCCCACCGGUCCUCCUCCCCCUGGGGAGCUCGCUGGCCAGCAACACACAGGACCCACCGGUCCUCCUCCCCCCUGGGGAGCUCGCUGGCCAGCACCGCACAGGACCCACCGGUCCUCCUCCCCCCUGGGGAGCUCGCUGGCCAGCACCGCACAAGACCACCGUCCUCCUCCCCACUGGGGAUCUCGCUGGCCAGCACCGCACAGGACCCACCGGUCCUCCUCCCCCGGUGGGUCCUCCUCCCCCCUGGGGAGCUCGCUGGCCAGCACCGCACAGGACCCACCGGUCCUCCUCCCCCCUGGGGAGCUCGCUGGCCAGCACCGCACAGGACCCACCGGUCCUCCUCCCCCUGGGGAGCUCGCUGGCCAGCACCGCACAGGACCCACCGGUCCUCCUCCCCCCUGGGGAGCUCGCUGGCCAGCACCGCACAGGACCCACCGGUCCUCCUCCCCCCUGGGGAGCUCGCUGGCCAGCACCGCACAGGACCCACCGGUCCUCCUCCCCACUGGGGAUCUCGCUGGCCAGCACCGCAUAGGACCCACAGGUCCUCCUCCCCCCUGGGGAGCUCGCUGGCCAGCACCGCACAGGACCCACCGGUCCUCCUCCCCCCUGGGGAGCUCGCUGGCCAGCACCGCACAGGACCCACCGGUCCUUCUCCCCCCUGGGGAGCUCGCUGGCCAGCACCGCACAGGACCCACCGGUCCUCCUCCCCCCUGGGGAGCUCGCUGGCCAGCACCGCACAGGACCCACCGGUCCUCCUCCCCCCUGGGGAGCUCGCUGGCCAGCACCGCACAGGACCCACCGGUCCUCCUCCCCCCUGGGGAGCUCGCUGGCCAGCACCGCACGGGAGCGCAUGGGGUUGUGCCAAUUGUUUGCCGCACCACGCGUCUCCCCACUCUGUUCCGCACCCUGUUCAAUGCAGACAACGUUGACGCUGCUGCGCCUGAACCUGAUCCCGGCCCGUCAUGCAGCUCUCGCCCUAUGACGGGUCUGGAGUUUCUGAAAGGCGUAACAAAUUAG
Molecule: messenger RNA, 1092 nt
Organism: Closterium sp. NIES-65
Lineage: Eukaryota; Viridiplantae; Streptophyta; Zygnematophyceae; Desmidiales; Closteriaceae
Source: the annotation of a GenBank genome assembly